Messenger RNA from Ruditapes philippinarum (Manila clam), 2177 nucleotides. RefSeq lists its product as uncharacterized. Lineage: Eukaryota; Metazoa; Mollusca; Bivalvia; Venerida; Veneridae. Bases 61 to 618 code for a protein of 185 amino acids. The record is from RefSeq and is a predicted model, not a curated record. The transcript is spliced from 3 exons.
CUCUGCCACAACAGUGGGAUAAGCCCCGUGGACCAAAAAUUCAGCCAGAACCAAUCAACUAUGGUCAUAGCCAAACCAGGAAAUGCUAACAGAAAGAGGAAACCUCUCACACCUGUAUUUGAUGAUAAUAGGAAAAUUUCACUUCACAGCACAGAUGUUACAUUCUUACAAUCACUUCAAAACUGUCCUUUAUCAUAUUUGUCUACAAUGCCUGAAGAGACAAUACAGACAGACUGUGGUAAACAGUACCUUGGAUCAGCUCUGGCAUAUCAGGUUCCACUCAUGCAGCCAUUAGAGCUACAGGGUCACAAAACUGAUUGUGGAAAUCUAUCAAUGCCAUUCCAGCCAAAAAUAGAAGUACCGGACCUGGUGUUAAAUAAUAGUGAUAAAUGGGCUAUGUUGGUAAAAUCUCAGGAAGAAGCAGAGGCCUUAGAAAUGUCCACCAGAGAUCAAAGCCAUUCAACAGUAUGGCAUAAAGAAAGAGAGAACAGAAUCACUGCCUCAACAUUUGGGAAUUUUAUGAUUCGUAAAGCUGAUUUAAAUGAUAAAUUUGUAAGAAACACGAUACAGCCCUUCAAAGUCCUUCAAAUCUGUGCCCACUUCAUAUGGCAAAAAUAGUGAAAGAGUCGCCAUCAACAUGUAUCGAAAAAAAACAAAGAAUCAUGUACAUGAAUGUGGAUUUGUAGUGAAUCCCCUAUUUCCAUUUCUUGGUGCAACCCCGGACGGGAAGGUCUGUCAAAAUGGACAGUCUGGUAUAUUGGAAGUAAAGUGCCCCUAUAUGAUCAGAGACUGGAACAUUUUAGAUGCGUUAAGGAACUUUGAAAAAAAGAAUAACUUGUUUGUUGAGGAGGUAAAUGGAGAGAUAUUAUUAAAGCGCACACAUAAGUACUGGUACCAAGUACAGGGACAGCUUUUAGUAACAGGGGCAGAAUUUUGCGAUUUUGUAACUUUUACAAAGAACGAUCUUAAUGUGGAAAGAAUUUUUAUCCAAAUAAAACUGACAUGAAAGAAAUAUUAAGUAAAAUGUCUGCAGUAUAUGUUGAGUAUGCUAGCAAACUCUGAACUCACCAUUGACAUUGUCAUUUUUCAAAUGCAUAUUUGUUACAGAUUGAGGUUGAUCUGUUGUUACUCCUUGAAAGUUGUAUUGCUGGCUAUUUUCUUCAUCACUGAAAUGUUUAUCAGUUCAAAUCAUAUUAUCACAAUUACCUUAUGAUUCAAUAGAAUAUUCUUAUUUUGGCAAAAAAUGUACAUGUAUCUCUUGUUAAACUUUUACAAUUAUAACUAUCAAAUUAACUUUUAAAAAUGUUACUGUUAUAAUAAAGUUUACCUACAGGUAUAUUUAAUGCACAUUUUACACUUGAAUAUUGUUUAAGUUAUGAUUAAUAUACAUGUUUACAUGUAUGUGUAAAUACUUACUUAGUUUGUAAUUGUGAUAGGAUUUUGCGCCGCUUUUUGGGAGGCUCUGACAUAGGUCUAGGUUUUGGUGGAGCUCUGCAUGGUGUGUGCUUAGCUGCUGAACCUGUACAACUGUCUGCUGGAUAAGGGUCGGGGUAUUGCUCAGAUGGCCCUCUUUCAGGGAAAUGCUGCAAUCAAAUUGUUAUAGCUUACUGUAUUAAAACUUUUCUGUUGGUUUAUAUCCUUUUUGCAGAAAUAAAAUAUGUUUAACAGGAAAAUGUGUUGUUUUAUCUUUUAAAGAUUUUUUCAUUUGUGAAAAUUUGUCUGAACCAGAUAUUUUACAAUAAUGAAUUAUUGCAUAUAAGCUCCCAAAAUUGGGUAUAGACUUCCAGUUAGCGUGACUAGUUAAGUAGGAAACAAUUAACUGUAUUAAUUUGAAUAUGAUUAUGGCCAGCACACCAGUGUGAGGGUGAACGGUCUUGGUACGAAAUGUCUGUCACCCAGUCCACUUUUUCACAUAUUCCAAACAAACAUAUAGACUGAGCGUAGUCAGUGCAACUCGUGACAGAAUGGAUUCCAUUCAGCUGCUGAAAGUAUUUCAAAUUUGUCGAGGCCUUAUGCAAAAUUAAAUACGCCGUCUGAAACAAAACCGGCCAUGAAAAUGAUAAGCAAAAACAUUAUACCCCACCCACUUUCAGGAACAUUUUCCUAGUCUACACGGUUUAGAACUUAGAAAAUUAUACAAAAAACAAUUUAAAAAAACUUCGUUCUUUCCUUAAUUU